AUUCAGAUAGAUACCAUGAUAGACGUGGAACUUUUCCUGGCGUACGUGACCCACCAAGUGAAACACACCUUUCACUGUAACCGUGCCACCUACCUGGCCAUGAAGGGCUUCUUACACUUCCUCCAAAGGCGUUACUCUGAGGCUCUCCAAACAUUCGAAGAAGCCGAAAUAGUACUUUGGCAGGAACAUCCGACCAACCAUGCCAGGGAGGUUCUGACAACGUAUGGGAACUACGCCUGGAUUUACUAUUACUUGACCAACUACCACAAGGUCAAGUUCUACCUGGACCGAAUCCAUGGAUUCUGCCAAUCCCUGGACAGCCCUCAGCCAUAUUCCAUGAUAAUGGCAGAAAACCAAGCCCAGAAAGGCUGGUCUCUCCUUGUUGGGGGCUUCCGUACCGGAGAGCUGGCCUUGAGGUGCUUCCAGGAGGCCCUCAGAGAAGACCGGUCUAAUAAGGAAUACUUAGCAGGCCUGGCAAUCUCUCUUUACUACUCCUACAAACACACGGGGACAGAGAUGUACAUGGAAAAAGCCCAAGGACUGUUGGAACUGGUGGUUCUGAACCAACCUCAAAACUACGUGUUGAAAGUCUACUUGGCCAACCUGCUUGUCAGGAAGGAUGAGAGGAGAACCUUGAGGCUCUUGGAGGAGGUGAUCCAGAACAGCUUCAGCGCUGACGUCUUGAGAAAAGCGGCCCAUUUGUAUUCCUCAGAGCUGAAAUGGAUGUCCCGGGCCAUUUCGGUUUUGGAAAGGGCUGUCACUCUGGAUCCCAAGUACUAUUUCUUGCACUAUGAACUUGGGAGCUGCUACAGGUAUCAGAUGGAGGUAGCGUCUCCCUCAGACCGAGAAGCUCUGCUGGAGUCGGCAAUGGUCUGUUUCCAACGGGCUGCAGAAAUUGAUUCCUUGUUUGUCUAUCCCAGGUUGGAACUGGCCAAAAUCUAUGGGGAAAAAAACCCUGCGUAUGAGGAAGAGGUUUAUCUCCAAUUGCUAGAGGACUUGUCCCAUGUCAACAAGACCUGCCAACAUCUCAUCCAUCUCUGCUGGGGGGACUUCCUUCUCCAUAAGAAGGGACAGAAGGUGGAGGCCCAAGAAGCAUACAUGGCCGGUCUCAAUCUCUUUCCUGAACCCGGGACAAGGAGAGAACAGGCGAAGAUGCGGCUGAGGAAGCUGGCAGAUAUGUUUGAGAUGGUCUCUGAAAAGGAGCGAGCUAGUGCCAUCUAUGCCCUGCUUGAAGCAGAAGAACACCCAGAGUCCAAUGCUCAGGAGGCCAGUGGUCCAUAG
Sceloporus undulatus (fence lizard) is the source of this 1281-nucleotide messenger RNA. RefSeq names its product interferon-induced protein with tetratricopeptide repeats 5-like. The record is from RefSeq and is a predicted model, not a curated record. Gene Ontology annotation, cellular component: cytosol. Gene Ontology annotation, molecular function: protein binding. The coding region runs from base 16 to 1281 and encodes 421 amino acids. Gene Ontology annotation, biological process: defense response to virus. NCBI's taxonomy places the organism in Eukaryota, Metazoa, Chordata, Lepidosauria, Squamata, Phrynosomatidae. The transcript has a single exon.